Messenger RNA from Phascolarctos cinereus (koala), 5868 nucleotides. It is a transcript of the gene SPAG1, whose product is annotated as sperm associated antigen 1. Gene Ontology annotation, cellular component: cytosol. NCBI's taxonomy places the organism in Eukaryota, Metazoa, Chordata, Mammalia, Diprotodontia, Phascolarctidae. Gene Ontology annotation, molecular function: protein binding. The record is from RefSeq and is a predicted model, not a curated record.
GACCGUGCAAAGCAUCUUCUAGGUCCCCGGGCCCGCUGCUGUGCCCAUCUUCCCCACAGGGCCGGUGCCUCGGAGUGAGAAACGACCUACUUUCAAGGACCUUAUAUGUUGAGAGGGGAGGAGAAUAAAAAAAAAUAAAGAAGCAAAGCAAAACUUAUCUGUAGCUAUGACUGAUCAAACACCUUCACUUUGGAGCUUCGGAACAACAAAAACAUUUCAAAUUCCCAUUGAACAUCUGGAUUUCAAAUUUGUUGAAAAAUGUUCAGAUGUUAAGCAUUUGGAAAAGAUUCUUGUUGUACUCAGGUCUGGUGAGGAAGGAUUUUACCCUGAACUUAUAGAAUGUUGUGAAAAACGCAUUCAAAGCCUAUGUCCUGAAAGUAGAAUCUUGCGAAAGGAGAAACCUGCAGCAACAGCAUCUAGUUUUACACGAGAAGAAUGGGAAAAAAUCGAUGGUGAUAUAAAGAGUUGGGUAUCGGAAAUAAAAAAGGAAGACUCCAAGGUGCAUUUUCAUGAAAUGGACACAUUUCAGGAAUUGGAAGGCCACCUGCCUCCAGUUCGUGGCACAAACAGCCCCCUUAAUACUGGCAAGGAAAAAGAUAAUAAAUCUAGAUCCUCUCAGAAGAAGAAAGUACCAAGAGAUUAUGCAGAGUGGGAUAAAUUUGAUGUGGAAAAAGAAUGUUCAAAGAUCGACGAAGAUUACAAAGAAAAUACUACACCAAAUAUCAGCUCCCAUUCACUUAAAAUUGAGAAGAAUAUUGGUACAAUAGGUCUGAGUGACAAAGAAAGAGAUUUCUUAGCUACUCGUGAAAAAGAAAAAGGUAACGAAGCCUUCAGUUCAGGUGACUAUGAAGAGGCUGUGACAUAUUACACUAGGAGCAUAUCAGUAUCUCCCACGGUGGUUGCAUAUAACAACAGAGCUCAAGCAGAAAUCAAACUAAAGAACUGGAAUAACGCUCUUCAGGAUUGUGAAAAAGUGUUAGAGUUGGAACCUGGAAACUUAAAGGCAUUUAUGCGACGUGCCACUGCAUAUAAACAUCAAAACAAGUACCGUGAAGCAAUAGAGGAUUUGAAGAAAGUGCUAAAUAUUGAGCCAGACAAUGUUAUUGCUAAGAAAAUCUUGUCAGAAGUUGAAAAAGACCUGAACAAGUCUCAGCCUGAAUCUGCUCCCAAAACCAAAGGAAAGAGAAUGGUUAUUCAGGAAAUAGAGGAUUCAGAGGAUGAAGAUGGAAAAAGAAGUGGAGAACAUGAAAAUGGCAGUGGAGAUAAGAAAACCGAUGUGCCCGUGAGAGGAGAGCAGAGAAGUGACCAGCCUGAAAUGGGAAAUGUGCAGAAUAAGUUUACUGGCAAAGGCAAUGGGAAAAAGUCCCGAGGAAAGCAGGCCCAGAAGUGCAGAGAUCGCGCCGUGAGUGGAGCCACCUCCCAGGGACAGAACUCCAAGCCUUCACCCAGACUCGGAGGGGAAGUGAAUGGCCAUCUCGAGAGUGACAAAAAAACCGCAGGUGGGAGCGGGGGGGCCAAGGAGGUCGCCAGACCUGGACCAGCUCCCUCUCCUCUGCCCCUUCCCGCCGCCACCGCCGCAGACCUGAAAAGCCAAGGGAAUGAGCUCUUCAGGAACGGGCAGUUUGGGGAGGCAGUGCUUAAAUACUCACAGGCAGUGGAAAAACUCCAGGGUUUAGGAAGUGAAAGUGCCGAUGAACUAAGUGUCUUAUACUCCAAUAGAGCAGCAUGUUACCUAAAGGAAGGCAACUGCAGUGGCUGCGUUGAAGAUUGUAACAGGGCUCUGGAACUUCAUCCAUUUUCAAUAAAACCUCUCUUGAGACGAGCAGUAGCAUAUGAAACCAUGGAGCAGUAUCGAAAAGCAUAUGUAGAUUAUAAAACAAUAUUGCAGAUAGACAACAGAAUACAGGCAGCAAAUGAUAGCAUUAACAGAAUAACAAGAACUUUAAUAGAUCAAGAUGGCCCAACUUGGAGGGAAAAACUGUCACCAAUUCCAGCUGUUCCCUUCUCAGUUCAGUUACAUAGAUUAGAUGGAGGAAGUCCUGCAGCACGGCCGACGCAGGACGGAACUACCGAGUCUGGACCCCAUCAAAAAUCACAGGUCACAGGUACAAAACGUGAAGAAAUGUUCACAACCCUUAAGGAAGAAGGAAAUGAAUUUGUAACGAAAGGGAAAUAUAAAGAAGCUCUUGACAAAUACAGUGAAUGUUUGGAGAUAAAUCACAGCGAAUGUGUCAUCUACACAAACAGGGCUCUUUGUUACUUGAAGUUAUGCCAGUUUGAAGAGGCAAAACAGGACUGUGAUCGAGCUCUUGAGAUAGAAGAGGCUAAUGUUAAAGCUUUCUAUAGGAGAGGUCUUGCUCACAAAGCACUAAAGAAUUACCAGGAAAGUUUUAAUGAUCUCAACAAAGUUCUCCUCAUAGACCCAAAUGUUUCUGAAGCAAAGAAAGAGCUAAAAGAGAUAACUGUAUUUCUUAAUAACAAGGAUGACACACCACUACCCAGUCAAGAAAAGGAAAGAAGGAAAAUAGAAAUUGAAGAGGUGGUGGAGAGCAGUGAGGAGCAGCCUCAAGGUGGUUCUCCAGAGAAUGUCUCAGUUACCUGCCACGAUUUGGAGAAAGGGCCAGCAGGCAGCAGGUCUCUGGCAAUGGGCUUGGAAAAACUCCGCAUCUCAAAACCUGCUAAUGCCUAUGAAUUUGGGCAAAUUCUAAAUGCCAUAAACACAAGGAAGGAUGAAGAAGCCUGUGCAGAGCUCUUAGCCAUCACAGAUCCAAAAGAUUUGCCAGCAUUGCUGAGUAACAAGCUGGAAGGGGAUACUUUCCUCCUCCUCAUCUCGUCUCUGAAAAAUCACCUUCUUGAUAAUGAUCCCGAAUUGGUCUAUCAGCAUCUUUUACAUCUAAGUAAAGCAGAAAGAUUUAUGAUGAUGUUGACACUGCUUAGCAAAGGACAAAAAGAACAGACUGAACAGCUGUUGGAGGCCCUUUCAGACAAAUCAAACCAUGCGUUUACUUCAGAGGAUGUACAGAACUUGAAAAAGCAUUAUGAGCUUUAAGCCAAGAUUUUUUUUUUUCGAAUUUCUGCAUCCAUGAGUGGGGUCCCAGGAAUAGUUCUGGGCUGGGGCUAUAAACUGCCUGGGUGGGUGGAUAAAGUUUGGUUUUGGAAGGUGCCCUCUUUGUCUGGACUGUUGAAGAUUUGAAAACAAUUGUGUAUGCACAUUCUACAAUCUGCUGCUCACCCUCUACCUGUAUAUGUUGUCUUCCCUAGAGACUUAAUAUCUUUUUAUUUAAUUAGUUGACUUGAUAUUGAUUCAUUUUGAGUGUAUUUAAGUGCAUUCACCUUUUAUAGUUUCCAUCUGUCCUUUUAGUCAUUCCUUUGGUAAAACACUUGAGCUAAAUUUGCAUUCUCUUGUACUCAGAAAAUGAGACCUUUUAAAGUUUAGUAGAAAUGUGUUUACUUAGUUGGCUUUUAAAAUUUAAUUCCAUGAAAAUCUGACUACUAUGUCAUCUUCAUUUCUUGCCAUAAAAUACACAAAGCCCAUUUUUAUACUGUUAAUGGAAAGAUGAAAUGGACACAGUUAAAGAAAUACAGAGUAUCCCAAAAGUCUUAGUGCAGACUAAGCUUCAAUGAGCACUGACACUUUUUGGGACAUCUUGUGCUUUGGUACUAUGAAGGCAUGUGGUUAUGAAAGAAAUGGCCCAUAUUUAGAUAAAAACGAAAUGUGAAUUCUGGAUAAUCAGGCUUUUCAGGCAUAUGAAAGAAUAUUCCUUUACUGUUUCUCAAAGCAGUUAUGGGAAGCCAUAAUUUGCCUUUCUCAAAGAGGUCUGUCUACCGUUGUACAUGAUUUUUUUUUUCCCAUUGGUGUUUGUUGCACACAUUAUUUCAACAGUCAUUUCUUAUUUAUAUCUGACAGCAAUUGGUCUUAAUUAAAACAUUAAUAUUAUGGAAAAGUCCUAUAGUUUUGCUUAAAGACCUUAAAAAGCAGGGUACUAUGUGCUUAUGAAAACGGAAACAGAAGUCAUUUUGCAAAAACCACCUGGUCUUACUCUUUUCUUUGACUGGUCUCAACCAAAUGUUUGCAUUAUUUUUCAACCAGAUUUUACUACUAGUCACUUAAGUUCCCUUUUCUUUUUGUCUGUAAAUCUGACCACAUUUGCUUCCUCACUAUGAAAUUGAAACUAAAGACUUUGAGGCUUAUUAGUACUGAAAGUUUCUCUCAGUUGUACCCUAGGAUUAAAGGAACAGCAUUUCAUAUAAUCUGGGAAGCCAGCUCUCUACCUAGCAUAACUGGUGCUGGGAAGACCUCUUAAAGACACUGAGCUCAAUUUAUUCAGGAAGCAAGAUUCUUAGUACUGCAUGAUAUGUCUUCUGUCCCAUUUCCUCCUUUUUUUGUUAAGUUCUUUUUUCCUUUUUCUAGGAUAGGUGGUAAUAAGUAGUGGCCUUAAAAAAAACCCCAAUGUUUCUAUACUUAUGGGCCACCCUAGAAUCAAUGCAGAUUGUAAUCCCUCUUCAACUUAGACUGUCUGAUUGGCUGAAAAAUCCAUUACCUGGUGGCCAGCCUUCAAGUAAUGAACCUCUCUCUCCAAAUGUAGCUUAUCUGGUCCUUGGAAAGUACACAGUGGAGCCCAUACAUUGCCAUUUUGUACUGAAGCUGUCUCAGCUUGGUGGGAUGUGCUGGAGACUUUACUCCUUUGCCAUAAUCCUUGUGAUCCCAGGAUCCCCUUCCACACUGUGGAGAAGUACUAUACAUGAUAGAGUUAUAUUCAGAUAUGGUUUGGUUGUCUUUGAAAACGUUGUCACUAUGUCCACAUAUGUAUUUUUAGUGGGGGGGGUUUUAAACUGGAAUGAUAAAAAAGUUUAUAGAAAAAAAUGUUGUACUGACUUUUUAGCUCUUUUAACCUAGUCGCUGUUCCCAGCUAUAGUUUUACUUAAGAACUGCACAAAUUAAAAAUGUGUUAUAAGAAGCACUCUACCUCUAGCUUUUAAAAAAGAACAUUUCUUCCUUUGAAAUAUAAAGUAAAACAGUAAAUUAUUGACUUAUUCGUAGAACUCAUUUAUUAAAAUGGGACCACAGUCACUAAGGUUUUUAUUAAUUUACCAUUUUCUUUAUUUAGUAACUUAGAAAAAAUUAUUUGUGAUGCUGUAAUUGUAGAGCUGUACAAUGCAAGAAAAAGAAAAAUGCAUGUAAAUUGUACCAAAGAACCCGUCUUCUUUAGUGACUGUCAGUUGUGUCUGCUGCUUUCAAGGUAGAAAACUGUACUUCAUAUGAAAUGGUGGCAGAUUAGAUUAAGGAUGCAACUUAAAACAUAAAAACAUUUUUUAAAAGCACCCAAGACCCUUUAUUCUGGUUAGCUUUUAUUUUGCAAUUUGCUUUUGCUGAUGUGCUGCCUGAACAAUUCACUGGAGUUCGGCUGCUCUGUAUCCUAAUUUCUUUAGUCCUAGUGCAGAUCUGGCAGUUUGUUUGGGCACAAGUCCAGAUUUCACAAGUUGGUAGGGAGCCCAAGCCAGACUGUGGCAUGCAUAACAAUAACAAGGUUUUAUCUGAGUAUCUCAUUUCCAUUUGAUGCAUAUUAGUGGUAUGAAGAUUUGACCUGGUCCUUCUUGAAAGACUUGUUUCUGUCUGUUCCUCAAAGAAUGUGAUCCUUUUGACGGUGGCUAUCUUAUACCAAUCAGAUGAGUCUACAUUUUCCUGCAGUAAGCUUUCUUAUUAUGCAGUUCAGCCAAUGUCUGUUAAGUGCCUACUUUGUGUAAAGCACAGUAGAAGAGUGGGGCUUUCUGGUUAAUUAAAUAUUUUGGCUAAUUCAAUUACCUUGUGGUAUUCAUGGACUUAAAAACUUUCCAAUAAUGGUAAUAAAAUGUACUUAUGCUGCUGAA